UGCCAAACAUUGAUUGUUGAUUCAGCAUUGAUAUCUUUUCAGCUCAAUUGUGAUGCAAGAUACUAAAACGGAAGCUGGUGCCAAUACAGUGAAGUUGUGUCUUCUAAUAUUGAGCUGCAUUGCCGAGGACCAAUACGCAAAUUCAAUUAUGCAUGAUAUUAGUCUUACGUUUAAAGUGCACUUGCAUAAAUUGCCUAUGCGACAUAGAAAACCAUCUACCGAUCGCACUACAUCAUCACAACCAUUAGCUUCAACCUUACUAGAUUUACUUGUGGAAUUUGUUAUGAGUCAUAUGAUGAAGAAACUGCCCAUGGAGCUGUAUCUGUUAUGCCUAGGUGUAAUCCAUCGGAUAUUGUGUUAUCAAAAAAAGUGCCGAAUAAGAAUUAAUUAUCCUUGGAAGGACUUGUGGGCAGCAUUAAUCACUCUCUUACGUUUCCUUGUUCAGCAUGAGAGCAAUCUUUCCAAAAAAAUGAAUAUAUUUGAUUUAUCGUUGCAAGUGACGAACAUUUUCAAUUUAUUUAUUACAUACGGAGAUACAUUUUUACCGACACCUGGUAGUUACGAUGAGUUAUAUUACGAAAUAAUUCGUAUGCACCAGGUGUUUGAUAAUGUGUACUCCAUGGGCUUGAGAUAUGCAACGGGCGAUGGAGAGUUUAAAGACAAUGCCCAGAAAUUAAAUAAUAAUUUGAUAAACAUUCGCGCAAUCAUAAAACAUUUUUCGCCAAAAAUUGAACAAUGGUUAACUUCACAAAGCUUAUCAACUCCGACUGAAGAUCAAAUUUUAGAUGUCGUUAAGAAAAAUUAUGAUAGUCUGACCCUCAAACUUCAAGAUUCUUUGGACCAAUAUGAUAGAUACUCCGAGAAGCCUAAGCAUACAACGUUUUUCAUUAGCAUGUUACGAACUGUUGUAAAUGACACCCGAUUAAAUAUUGAUUUUGCAUCUGUAAAUCUUAAUCUUAUAUUGCAAGAUUUUUCCUCGAUAUCGUGAAUGAAAUUAAUUCCUAGAUGUAAAUUUAAAUUUGUAUACCUAAUUUAGUUUUUGCGGAAUUAUUAUUACAUGAGAGCUUUAAUUUUCAUAAUAAAUAUAUCAUGUAUUUAGAGAUAAA
Messenger RNA from Photinus pyralis (common eastern firefly), 1106 nucleotides. RefSeq names its product armadillo-like helical domain-containing protein 3. Gene Ontology annotation, biological process: regulation of Golgi organization. The transcript has 2 exons. The record is from RefSeq and is a predicted model, not a curated record. NCBI's taxonomy places the organism in Eukaryota, Metazoa, Arthropoda, Insecta, Coleoptera, Lampyridae. Gene Ontology annotation, cellular component: cytosol. The coding region runs from base 53 to 988 and encodes 311 amino acids.